This is a messenger RNA of Cygnus atratus (black swan), 808 nucleotides long. It is a transcript of the gene PPIH, whose product is annotated as peptidylprolyl isomerase H. Gene Ontology annotation, biological process: protein peptidyl-prolyl isomerization; protein folding. The coding region runs from base 70 to 603 and encodes 177 amino acids. Gene Ontology annotation, cellular component: intracellular membrane-bounded organelle. Lineage: Eukaryota; Metazoa; Chordata; Aves; Anseriformes; Anatidae. The record is from RefSeq and is a predicted model, not a curated record. The transcript is spliced from 10 exons. Gene Ontology annotation, molecular function: peptidyl-prolyl cis-trans isomerase activity.
UCCCGCCCCGUCCCGCCCGGCCGCCUGAGGGAGCGCGGCCCCGCCUCCCGUGUGCCGCUUCCGGGCGCCAUGGCGGUGCUGGCGGCCAACCCCAACAACCCCGUGGUCUUCUUCGAUGUCACCAUCGGCGGGCAGGAGGUCGGCCGCAUGAAGAUCGAGCUGUUCGCCGACGUCGUGCCCAAAACCGCGGAGAACUUCAGGCAGUUUUGUACAGGUGAAUUCAGGAAAGAUGGUGUUCCUAUAGGUUAUAAAGGAAGCACUUUCCACAGGGUAAUAAAGGAUUUCAUGAUCCAAGGAGGUGACUUUGUAAAUGGAGAUGGCACUGGAGUAGCCAGUAUAUAUAGGGGUCCUUUUGCAGACGAAAACUUCAAGCUGAAACACUCUGCUCCUGGUCUGCUUUCUAUGGCAAACAGCGGUCCAAGUACUAACGGCUGUCAGUUUUUCAUUACGUGCUCCAAAUGUGACUGGUUGGAUGGGAAACACGUUGUGUUCGGUAAAAUCGUUGAUGGGCUGUUGGUAAUGAGAAAAAUUGAAAAUGUGCCUACAGGUCCAAAUAACAAACCCAAGCUGCCAGUUGUGAUCUCCCAGUGUGGGGAAAUGUAAAGCAACGGAACAGAAAGGUGUGCUCCUUCACUGGUGGUUAGGAGGCCUUUGCUCCAUGCAGUUCCAGCUCCAGCCACUUCCCCCACUGUCCUUGUCCUCUUCACAGGCCAGACCCGCGCUCUUGACAUUCUCCUGAAGUUAUUUAAUAAUUGGCAUCUAUAUUUUUUUAACACACUGAAAUGUAAAUAAAGGAUUGUGGUAAAUA